Molecule: messenger RNA, 1014 nt
Organism: Drepanopeziza brunnea f. sp. 'multigermtubi' MB_m1
Lineage: Eukaryota; Fungi; Ascomycota; Leotiomycetes; Helotiales; Drepanopezizaceae
Source: RefSeq, a predicted model, not a curated record
AUGUGGCCCGCCCUCUUUCUCCCAUACCUUUUGGCCAUUGGAACCUGCCAAACUCCCCAACUCGCCGACCCAUUGGUUUUGGAUGCACCACCACUGGUGGGUUACCUCGGUGCCUUCUUUCUCGGAAAUGCCCCAGACAUCUUCUUUUACCUGAGCAAUGGAAACGAAGCUUUCUCGUACAAGGCGCUGAACGGCGGGAAGCCGGUCUUGACCCCAACCCUCGGAACAGGUGGUGUGAGGGAUCCUAGUAUCAUUGAAGGCGGGGGACAGGAAUACCAGAAAAAGUGGUACAUUAUUGGUACUGAUUUGGAUAUCUCAAAGACAACAUGGGACGCAUCCCAGCGCAAAGGUUCCUUGAGUAUCUUCGUCUGGGAGAGCACAGAUCUGAUCACUUGGGAAAAUGAACGCCUCGUCAAAGUUGAGGAUGACACCGCCGGCAUGGUCUGGGCUCCAGAUGCGAUCUGGGAUCUCGAGAAGAGGCAAUACCUCGUCUGGUGGGCGUCAAAAUUCUAUAAAGCCGAUGACCCCGACCACGUCGGCGAGUCAGGACCUAGCGAGAUUCGCUACGCAUACACCUCUGACUUCAUAACCUUCACCGCACCCCAAACCUAUAUCUCCGCCGCGCCUACAUCCUUGAUUGACCUCGCCAUCGUGCAAACCGGUGGACCCGCCUACGCCCGCUUCCUGAAGAACGAAAGCUCCCCCAGUGUCUACAUGGAGCUCUCCCAGACGGGCCUCUUUGGAACAUGGACGCGACCUGGCGGCGAACAGGCAAUCAUUGAAACUGGUGUCGAGGGACCAUAUGCAUGGAGGGACAACAAGACACCUCUUAAUAUCAAUUUGCUUUUGGACUACUAUGGUGGCGAUGGCUUGAAGCCAUUCAUCAGCACAGAUGUGGACGCCAAUGCUUGGGUCCCUGCCGACGCCAAAAAUUUCCCCAAGGGAUUAAGGCACGGGAGUGUGACUUCACUUACCCAGGACAAAUAUGAUGCCCUUAACGCGAAAUGGGGUUGA